Messenger RNA from Pocillopora meandrina, 8517 nucleotides. The record is from the annotation of a GenBank genome assembly. NCBI's taxonomy places the organism in Eukaryota, Metazoa, Cnidaria, Anthozoa, Scleractinia, Pocilloporidae.
AUGGAGACCUUGUCGCCCAUUAUGAAGGCGGUCUUGUUGUGGUUGGGUCUGUGCACACGUUUUGUGUCUGUGAGGACGACGACGCCAGCUCCCGAACAAAUGUGUCCCCAACAUCAAUAUAUUGACCCAAACGAUGUGAACGAGAGAAUUAAAAAGUUAUCGGGGCAAAAGUGAGUUGUGAACACGUUAUCACUUUUACUUCGCUUUCUUUCUCGAUUUUAUAAGUAUCCUUCGAAAGAAACUAUGCAAACUGGGAGUUGUGCCUUGAAGGAAGUUAGAUUUAUAUUUAAGUCAUUAUAUUUGGGCAAAAGGAGGAAUUGGCACGUGUUAAAAUGACGUCUAGUUUAAUAAUAUUUAACUUAAAAUUACAAGUUUUGUCAUUUCUGUUUAAAAGUCAUCUAAGCUAAGGAGGAAUUUAGGAAUGUUACAGUCAAGUGUACAGCAAAAUUGCGAAAAUUUUUGAUAAAUUUGCUCAAUAAUUGAGAGGAAAUUCGUAUACGACACUAAACAUAUUGUAGGUAGCUAUGAAACCGAAAUUGGAAGCCAUUUCAAUGUUGCAUUGCCUUGCAAUUUGUCACGCAAUUUAUAAGAAACAUGUUACUUUUCAUUCCCUUCCUCAAGAAUAUGAACAACUGAAACUAUUUUGAUGACUCAAACACCCAUAGACUAAAUCUGAUUUAACACCUUAACUCCAUUGAGUUUCUUGCGCGACAAUAUUACCAUUUAAUUAUAUAAUUGCUGUAGUUUAAAUUUCAUUUCUGUAGUAAAAUUUUAAUUAACUGUAUAUAAAACUCGGCAAAAUGUUUUUUGAUCAAUCAGAAUUUUAACUACAAGUUAAGAGAUUUAGUAUCUGAUUGGAUACAGAUUGAUGUGAACCUGUCCCCUUGGAAGAGUUGAUGUUUUUACAUUUUAACAACAUCAUAUUAUGCCAAAUGUUUAUAAGAAUAAAAUGCAUUCACUGUAGGAAGCUUCAUUCCUGUAGAUCAUAGAAAUUUCACUCCAGUUGCAAUAAGUGAGAUAUUCUGUACAAUAAAGAGUAGAACCCAGUGAAUAAAUUGUUAUGGUAUGAUAUCACCAGCAGAAAGAAUACAAAAUCCCUAUUAACCCAACUUUUCUAUUAAAAAAACAUGUCUCAAGUUACAAGUAAUUGUUAUGAAGAAGCAGCUACCAUAGAUUUAAUAACAAUAAUGAUCCUUUUUAAACUUACUUAACCCCAUUACAGACUGUAACUUAGUUCACCUGACACAAACUCACCAUUAUACAUAUACAGUAUACUACCUCCAAAUGUUCUAACAUACACUUUCUGUAUUUUUCCAAAAAACUGAGCUUGCACAAGUGUUUGUCACAUUUAUAUCAGAUCUCAAAUUGUUUUUACUGUUUUAUGCUUAACGGUUAACAAGUGAGUUUUUGUUUUUUAGGAUUUACUUUGCAAACGAUGAUGACUAUUCAUAUAAAAUAUCAAUCUGUAAGCAAGGUGCUUCAGACACCGCUGCAGUUCAGCAACAUGGCGUGAAGUGGAAAGAAUCAAAUUGGAAGAUAAUAGGAACCUUCAAUGGUGCCCAUGUUACUGGAGGAAGUAAGUCAUGUGAUCAAAACUUAAUACAUGCAUAAUUGUGUAUAAACAUCAGAGCACAGAUAAAGUACACAGAUUUUAACCCUUUUCCUCACUUUGUGACCAAGACAGAGUUUUUCAUUUUCAUAACAUUACAAAAUCAAGCAGAUAAGUGAUGAGAAUAAAGAAAAUAUCUAUUAGAGGAUUUUUAUCAUUAUUUGAACUUUAACAAUAAAUGUAAAAUUUCAUUUUCUCAGCGGACUGGCUGAUGAUAAAAUACUUCCAUGGAGAGGUGUAUACCAACCACUGCAAAGGCUUAGAAAGAAUUAGUAUUGUGUUAAUGACAUGUGACCCAGGGGUUGAGAGGGUGAGUGAAUUAUUACUUAUUGUGGCUGAUAGGGCUUGGUUGAUAACGAAUACUUAUCAGAUGGCUGACAGCACCCGUAGGCAAGAUUAGGGGAAUCUUGUGUUCUGAUUAGCCAAUGGGUGGACAAGAUGAUUGCCUGCUUUGAUCAUAUAUGUGACAAAAUUAUUAAAUAAUUGAAUUAUUCUCCAAAGUAGGAAUCUUACAUAUUUUCUAGGUCAAUACUUUUGAAAUCACCAAAUUUAUGUUUUAUUGUAGAAACAACUUAUUGCCUCUGUUGUUUCUCAAUCUUUUUGUAACAAAUAGCCAAAUUCACAAUUAUGGUACCAGCCUGUAAUUAUUGAACACACUUGUGCCGUACAAAUCUCUAGCAAUAUAAUACUCUACCAAGGUCCUAAAAUUUGGAACAGUUACUUGUUCGUCAAACAUUGCUAGCUUUAAGACAAAAGUGCAAGAGUUUUAACUUAAAUAAAGUUGCACAUUUGCAACACUUUUUCCUUACUUAAUUUAUGAUUGUAAGGGCUCGGCCAUAAGCCCAGUGGCUUCCUGGGUCUCCUUGCCUUCUAGUUGUUAACCCUGUAAAUAAAUUUUUGUGUUGCUAAAAUAAGGCAAAUAAAGAUGAUGAUGAUGAUGAUGAUGAUGAUUGGACAGCACUCUCUAGAAGAUAAGGAUUUCUUUCUGGUGACCAUGUUAAUCAGCUCUGUAGUUUAAAAAAAAUGAACUUUAAUCUACAGUAUGAGGGAAAAAAUUUGUGCCAGGUUUUGUUUUUUGUGCUUCCUCUGGGCAGAAAUAAUGUUUUUGCUAGCAAAAAAGAAUCUUUAAGGUUUUUUUGUCUCUACAGUACCGCUCAGAUAUACAUUGACUACACAGACACAUUUCAUACGCAUUUGAUAUGUACAUCUUGGAAAGAAAGAUUUCAGGAGAAGAAAAUUGUCUGUGUUAGUUAUUUUGGUUUUUGCUUCCUCUGUGGAUAGAUAACAUGUGCAGCUGUAUUAACUUGGAAAAAAAUCUUUAUGUUUUGUUUGCUUCUAAAUCCAGGAAAGAUUGGAUUUUAUAAUUUUUUCCAGGGAACCAUGCGUGUCAUUGAAGAAUAUAGGAACCAAAGUAAAAUAGGAGAUCUAAAAAACCCACUGGAAUGUUACUACCUGUUUGAACUUAAUAAUGAUGCAGCAUGCACAGUGAAGCCAAAGCACUUGAGUGCUGGAUCCAUUAUGUUGAUUAUGUAAGUAUUGCACUUUUUGACAAAGGUUGCUUACUUUUUUCUGAAUUACACAAAAGUCAUGUAAUUAUUAGCUACAGUAGAACCCAGCUUACUUAAACUCUUAAGGGAAAUGGAAAAUGGUGCAAGUUAAUCAAGUUGGAGUUAUAGUUGUCAGUAACUGCAGGGCGUGAAAUUGCGCCUAAUACAGGCGCCAAUGCGACUAAAUUUUUCACUUUGGCGACCAAAUCCUGAAAGUUAGUCGCCAAAUUGGCGACUAGAACGUUUCAUUAUAACCUUACCAAGAGAUAUAGAGAAUUUAAAAAAUUUGCAAAGGUAAAUCCGCGGCAAACUUCUUCGUUAAGUUUGUUUCCAAAACGUUGCACAUGCAUCUCGAUCGAUAACUAAACGCCAUCUUGGAUUUAGAUAAGCCUGAACGUUGUAUAUCAUCCAUCCUAGUGUCCACUUUGUAGCACGUUAAAGAUCUUUUCCCUAACUUAAUUUUGAAGGGCCUAUCUAGAACGCUGACGGCGUAAAGAAAGAUUUUGUUUGUCUUUGAAAAUGGCGACCAACUUUUUUUGAAUUGGCUACCACUUUGAAGAAUUUAGGAGCCAAGUGGCUAUCAGAAAAAAAAGUUAAUUUCACGCCCUGAACUGAUAGUAAACAUCUGAAAUGGGUCAAAUCUGAGGGAACUUGGAUCUUGUCUGUGUUAGCAGGGGUUUGAGUUAACCUGGUUAGAGAUUGUAGGGAUUUACUGUUUAUCUGCAGCAAAGAAAAUUAAGAAAUUAGGAUGAUAUGGGUGCACAAUUUCACAACGUUGGUGGGCUUGCUUACUUUCAUUGAAUUACACCUAACUUAUUAACUACAGUUCUGUAGAACCUUGCUAACUUGAACACUGAAGGGAAACAAAAAGUGGUUUGAGUUAUUCAAGGUUAAGUUACUGUUUUUAGGUGAUAGUUAGUUACUGGAAAAAUGGGGUCAAUUCUGAAUGAACUUGGAUCUUUUCUGAGUUAGCAGGGUUUGAGUUAUACUGUAACCAGGUUGGAGUGGAACUGGUUAGAAUUCUUAGGGUUCCACUGUACUGUGCAUCAGAGAAAAUCAAGAAAUCAGAUUGACACAAAUGCACAAUUUCAAGGGAGAAUUUUUUGGGAACUAAAAAUUGCUUUUUCUGGGGUGGGGUGCAGUGUGGAAAAAAAAAAAAAAAGGAGUCAGAGUGUCCCCUCCCCAGAGUACUUUUGUUUGCUCUGAUUUGCCAAUUAAAGCCAAUCUGAGUUUGAAUCUCAACAAUUAAAAUUAAAAAAAUAAACCUCUAAGGAAAAAUCAAGAACUUACUUACAAGCUUUUUUUUUUAAUUAAACCAAUUAAAUAACCCAUUGACAAUAACUUCUUCUUCAUUGCAGAUUGAUCGUUGUGGGCUCCAUUUACUUAAUUCUUGGUUUCUUGUACCAAAGAUUUAUGGUUGGUGCUAAAGGAAUGGAGCAGAUACCUAACUACAACUUUUGGAAAGACUGUGGAAGUCUGCAAGCUGUAAGUUUUUCUCUUUUUUCAAACUAUCUACAAUGGUUAAAGGGGGUAAGUUUCUAAAGAAACUGUGGUGCUGUGUCAGUGAGAGAGUAUAACUGGGUAAUUUAAUGUUAUUGACUGAGUUGAUAGCGUAAAUUGGCCUCUGUAAAGAGUUAAAAGAUUGACAUUUCGAGUGUUAGCCCUUCAUCAGAGUGAUUGGAGGAAUUGUGGGUUGUGUGUGGGUUUAAACCAUUUAGUUAAUAACACUCAAUACCCUAUCUACAAUGGUGUUAGUGCGUAAUGAUUUUGAGGCACAGUGGAAGUUGGCUUAAUCUUUUUUUCUUGCCAUUUGAGAGAGAUUUUGUGUUGAGUCGUUAGUCAAAUAAGAGUUUUCUUGUUGGUCUGUGUAGGUCAGAAGACUUCUUUGUAAAUGAACACAAAGUAACAAAUUGCAUCCAAACUUUCCCAAAAUCAAAAUUCUUUUUUUACUUUAAUUUGUUUUUUGUUUUGGUUUGCUUCUUUUCUGUGGGAAAACGACUAAACAGUCAAUCCAAAUUAGCAGAUAGCACGUCUCAUGCAAAAUACUUUAUUUCUCAGUGGUUACUUGUCUUUGGGAAAAUUUUCCUACUUCUUCAAGGUCAAGUUACCUUCAGUGGUGUGAUUCUAAGUACUGUUUUAAAUUUUGUUUUUUUUCCCAGGAUGGAUGCAAUUUUAUGUGUCGGUGUUCAGAGUCAAGCCCAACGAGAUACAAGGUGGGCUGUCAAAGUGAAAUCCUAUGUCUCAAUUAUAUAAAUGGUUCAAGGCACAAAGGCAUAGUUAGCAGUAUUCUGUAACAAACCAUCUCUCUGCACAAGCUGGAGUGAGGUCACACUGCCAGAGGUCCCCAUUGGGUCAAAUACUUUUCUUUUUUUCUUCAUAAUGCAGGCAAGCCAUUUCAAAAAUCACAUGAUGGCAAACACUUUGGGACAAACCACAUAAUUUCACUAACAUCAGAAUUCCUCUUUUGUUAUAAAUCUAAAACACCAUUCAAAGUUAAACCUAGGGUAAAACAGACUACUGCCUUGUACAUACUUAUCUGCUUCCUUUGCACCUGUUUUUUUAAGCAUGUUUUGAAAAGGUGCAUGCAUGUGCAUGCUUUUUGUAAAUGUGCCUUUUGCAUUCAUUUUGGGCCAUGCACCUCUGAGCUGUCCUGAAAAUAAAUUUUAGCCUGCAAGCAGGCGCUUAUUAUGAACCCUUCAGCAUGAUGAGCAUUUCUCCCUGUGGGCGGGCUAGUGAUAGGUCUAGCACUGAUAAUGCCAGACCCUCAGCAAACCUCUCCCUGACUUGUCUCAAACAUUCCUGAAGCCAGAGAAAUGCAUGUCUUGCAGGGUUAAUAGUAAUCCAGGCCUGCUUAAAGGCUAGGAAGUUUAUUCUUUUUAGUGUCUCUUUCUGCUGAGGAAAUGGAACCCUCUGGUGGUAAUGCUGUGUUGGGUGGGGGGGGGGGAGAGUCAGAUGGGAGGUACCCCACCAUAGUGAAGUUUCUCACCCAAGGGGGAAGUGGGGUGAAGGGGGUAAGUUUCUGAAGAAACUGUGGUGCUGCGUCAGUGGGAGAGUACAACAGGGUAAUUUGGUUUUAUCAACUGAGUUGAUAAUGUAAAUUGGCCACCAAAAAGAGUUGCAAAGCUGAUGUUUCGACCAUUAUGGCAAUCCCAUUUGCUCUGAGGAAAGGCUAAUGCUCGGAAGUGGGGUAAGCCUGUUUCUCAGUGCUUUACCAGCAUGGCCAGCAAUUUGUUUCAGGGGAUAAGCUUGUCGCAGGCAUUAAGUAUCAUUGGUUUUUCUUCAAAUUCUGUAAUUGUCUAGAAAAUUACUGCUACCUUCUUAACCAAUGAGAUGGAAUACCAAUUGCAACUUGGUUGCUAGCAUUUUCCUGCACUUCAGGCCAUUUCCUUGUUUUUUCCUAGUUUUCAUUUGCUCCUAGGGAUAUUUCCCUUUGUUCUGAUUGGCCAUUCUGAUUACUGUGGUUUUGGUUGUACAACACUAAUCGAAAUGUGCUUUUUGCUAAGGGAAAGUGGCACAAGUUCCAGCCAGAUGGGACAUUAAGCUCGUAACAUGACCAUGAACCUUAAGGCUCAUGUGUGUGAUUUUGUAUUCUGAUUUAACUAUUGUUAAAUUUAAUUUUUUUCCUCUUAGGCAAUGGAUGAUGCCUUAGCAGAUGAUGACAGAGAUGAUACAUUGCUUCCAAUGUAGACUUUUUUUAAAUACUCCAUAUAAGUCACAUAGUUUUGUGUGUACAUCUAAAUGUACUGAUGAUAAUCCUCACCUUCUGUCAUUUGGAUAUAAUGAUUUGUUGUGGAAAAGAGAGAGGAAGAGAUAUCCUUGAUUUGUAGUAGGAUCUGCUUAUCAAAUGGUGAAAUUGCAUGUUCAUGUAGCUAUCUUUUUUCAAAGCUAAAACUAAUGGAUGAUGAAUUGAUAUAGGAUGAAGAAGAUUUAAGUACUAUAAACAGAUAAUUAACCAAAUGUUACUCUUUACAUCAGGAGAAUGCCUCUUAUUUCUUGACGUUUUCUCCUUUUCUAUAUUUAUUCUUUAAAGGCUAAAAGCAGAGGUAAGCCUGAGACAAGCAUGAGGUGUGAGUUAUGCACUCUCCUCUUACUCGUCGCGUGAUCAUGGGUGAUUUGCCCCCUGUGUUUGUCACAUGCUUACCUCUUUUAUCAUGCCAAACAUUUUUGUCUCUGUUUUCUUUAGGCUAUAUGUGGUGUAUAGGCAAGUUUUCUUUUCAGUGUUUAACAAUUAUGCAAAGUUUAGGUGGUAGCCUUCUAGGAAAUGUAUUUGGAUUAAAAGUCAGAACUCAGGUACCUUUUCUUAAAAGAUGACGGAGAAAGUCAAUACAAUCAUAGAACGUGUCAUGAAUCUUUAGAUUAGGCAUCUUCUACCCUUUGACCCUGAAUCAAACAUUAAGGUCACAAGAACAAACUAAGGAAAUGAUCACCAACUUACAGUGUUCUCCCUUAUUUUAAGCAUGACAGGUAAAUUGAUUUUUUCAAACUGUUAAAGCAAUCCUUUUACGAGUUGAAUUUUCAAGAAUUCCAAGCAAUUUUAAACGGUAGUAAGAGGUAGUACAGGUGGUAAAUGUUACCGGUUACUGCCUGAAAAGGAGAACACUGAACUAAACAAGCUCUUAAAUGUUUAUCAGCACCUCAUAAGAAUUGGGUAGAGAGAAGUAAAGAGAAAAUACACACUGACUUUGUGGUGUAAAGGGUUAAAUAGUUUUUGAUUGAGUGUUGAUUGAGUUGUCACAACCUACAGCUAAUCAUAAUCAAGAAAAAAUAUCAUAGGAAGGCAAUGAGAAUUUUUAAGUAAAAAAUGAACAAUUUGCCUGAGGUGCAGAUGAGAAAACAUGGGUGACUUAGUCUGGAUUGGUUUUAAUUUUGCACCUGAUGGUUGAGAGGCUAAUGAAAAUUGUCUACUCUUAUCAUAAGAAGAAAGGUAAUCUGUAAUUACUUUCAACACUCAAUUGAGAGCAUUAAAAGUUAUUUGCAAAUACAAAGGACCUCUUGCAAGUCAAAAGAUGAAACAAUCUCAAGAAGCUGUUCGAGUUUCAUUCACAAAUACUGUUGUGUAGAAGAGUUCUACUCUAAAGAGGAGGUUUGAAUAUUUUACAAGUAGAAAUACAGUUAGACGAAGCUUUGUGUGAAAGACAACAAACACUUAUCCAGAAUAAAAAAGGUUAUUAGCUUUCUUUACGUCUUGAGUGAAAAAGUCAUUUGUAACUCUGUUGAGUCUUUUGAUGCCAGCAUGAGUCAAGCCUAGUGACUGAGAAAAAUAUAGAUUUUUUAUCAGCCACUUUCUAUCACUGGCUCUCCUAUGUUAAAUUUGCCACUCUCUAUUCCCUCAUGGAUGCUUUGCUUGAGUUGUUUAUUUGA